CCCAGCAGUCACGAAAUGGUCUUGUGUUUUAUCAUAACUACAGCUGAUAUCUAUGAGGAAGUGUCUAGCUGGAUUCAGAAGAAGGGCCUGCACUGUGAGUGUCUAGGUGGUGGCCGAAUUAACCACAACAGUGAGAAGAAGACCAUUCAUGUGUAUGGAUACUCCAUGGGUUACGGACGUGCAAAGCAUGAGAUCACAGCAGAGCUUCUGAAAGCCAAAUAUCCGGACUGCAAUGUGACCUGGGCGAAUGAGGGUUAUUGAUGUGACCUGGGCCUGAAUGCAGUGCAGCCCUGUUGCUCAACUUAUUUCCCUUGGCUCGGAAGCCUCUGGUUGGAGAUGCACUGAUCAUGUCUGACUGCAAUCUGAAUUAAAGUAAAUUAUUUCUGAA
This is a messenger RNA of Chiloscyllium plagiosum (whitespotted bambooshark), 388 nucleotides long. Lineage: Eukaryota; Metazoa; Chordata; Chondrichthyes; Orectolobiformes; Hemiscylliidae. The record is from RefSeq and is a predicted model, not a curated record.